Messenger RNA from Rhipicephalus sanguineus (brown dog tick), 861 nucleotides. Its product is annotated as ubiquitin-conjugating enzyme E2 Z. The record is from RefSeq and is a predicted model, not a curated record. The transcript is spliced from 2 exons. NCBI's taxonomy places the organism in Eukaryota, Metazoa, Arthropoda, Arachnida, Ixodida, Ixodidae. Gene Ontology annotation, biological process: negative regulation of apoptotic process. Bases 1 to 861 code for a protein of 286 amino acids. Gene Ontology annotation, molecular function: cysteine-type endopeptidase inhibitor activity; ubiquitin conjugating enzyme activity. Gene Ontology annotation, cellular component: nucleus.
AUGAGCAACCGGCCUGUUGAGAAAUAUGACGGAGCGCGCGACGAAGAGACCGGAAACGGGCAAGAGAAAAAGCCGCCAGCGCGGGCUCCGACAGCCUUCUGGGACCCGAUCCAGUACGCGGACAAGGAACCGACCGAGAAAUGCCUCUCGACUGUGGUGCGACAGAUAGCGGACUUGGAGGAGAACCGGCCUUGCGGAGUAUUCGUCGAGCCCGAGGACGACGACGUGACCAAGAUCCACGCCCUCAUUCUGGGACCCGCCGGCACGCCCUACGAAGGAGGCUUCUUCCACUUCGUGCUCAAGUGUCCUUCGGACUACCCUUCGAGGCCGCCGCUGGUGAGGCUGAUGACCACGGACUCGGGUAGGGUACGUUUCCACCCGAGCUUAUACGAAAACGGCAAGGUCUGUCUGGCGCUUCUGGGCACAGACACUGUCGGGCCUGCUUGGACACGCUACCGCAGCAUCGGAAGCGUGCUGACCAUUAUCAGGUCGUUGCUGGACAAAGAGAAUCCCAUCGCCGAAGGGUCGGCUUUCGGUGUGCUACCAGCCGUAGGGACGUGGCUGAACAGCGGCAUCUGCUACAACACCGUCUUGCAGCACGAAACUGUAAGAGUUGCGGUAUGCGACGCGGUCGAACACUGCCUCAAGGGUACUUCCCCUUGCCCGGACACUCUGAGGAACGAGAUGUUGAAACAGUUUCGGAAGUUAUACGGCCAGUACGAGAAAGUGGUCAAGGAGCGGCUACCCCUGACGGGCUCCUUCAUGAACGACGCAUUUGACGGUGGCGUCGCCAUGUACCAGUACGAGACGCUACUGGCGCGUCUGCAGGACCUGCAAGAGAGGGUGGGCACGGGCAAUUAA